AGUACUCGAGCAGAGGCGGAGCCACGGAUUUCCUUGUUUGCUUCGGUCUGAGACUCUGAGCUCCAGAAGCCCUAACGGGGAAUGUGCAAGAAUUAUCCUGUCUCAGGGUUAUAUCAAGACAUCUUGCCUUGCAUCAGCUUUAUUUGAGUGUCUCAUACGGAGUGUUCGCGCCCUUUUUCUCCUCGCGCGAGCCAUGCAGACUUUACGGAAAAAUAAAGUCGACCUCAUCAGCGCCCUGACUACUGACGCCAGCUACAUCUUGCAGUAUGUCCAGCAGAAUGAGAUCAUCACCAAACGCGAAUACAGCAAUCUUAACCACCCUAACCACACACCGGAGAACAUUGUCAUUAACCUUCUGGACAAGGUGAUGAACAAGGGUGAUACGACAUGUCAAAAAUUUGUGGAUCUGUUGAAGCAGAAAGACAUUCAGGAGACUUUCCCUGGGCUGCAGGAAGUUUUCAAACCUGUAGCUACAUCACACAACCAGGAUAAUUUAAUCGGAGCAGCUGAUGAGAUUGACGAAUACAAAAUGUCCAGCCUACCUCGUGGUCUCUGUGUGAUCAUUAACAAUGUGAUAUUCAGUUCAUCUCACAAACACCGCUCCGGAUCAGACUCGGAUAAAGACGCUCUUAAAGAAGUGUUCCAGUGGCUUGGUUUUACUGUAGAUGUGCAUGAAAACCAAAGUGGAGACCAGAUGAAGAAGCUGCUGAAGACCUAUAGCCAGAAAAUCCACAAUGGUGACUGUUUCAUCUGCUGCAUCUUGAGUCAUGGCUCCAGGGACGGGGUGUAUGGCACAGAUGGAGCCAUCGUGACCAGAGAUGACAUCUUUGGCCCAUUCAGCGGAACGUCUUGUCCAAGUCUAAUCAGUAAACCCAAAGUGUUUUUCAUCCAGGCCUGCCGGGGGGAAGAUCCUCAACCUCUUGUUACAGCCCAGAGUGAUAGCUAUAAUGACGAGGAAAUGGAAGUAGAAGCAGAAAUGGAUGUUGUUGAGAUGGCCACAUUACCAGCUGAUUCAGAUUUUCUCAUAGCGAGGUCGACUGUUAAAGGAUACAUAUCGCUCAGGGAAACCAUUUCAGGCUCCUGGUUUAUCCAGUCCUUGUGCCAGCAACUAAAAAUGCACUGCCCAAAGGAUGAGGAUGUUCCGAAUAUCCUGCUGCGUGUCAACAAUGAGGUUAGCCAAAAAGCUGCUAGAGUUCGAGGAAUAGGUAUGGCUAAACAGAUGCCUAUCCAUAAAGUGACCCUGAGGAAGAAGCUGGUGUUCCGUGUGCCGCAAUAAUGAGCAUUUCCUGUCGAGUAUUUCACAGACAGCCACCUGUUUUCAAUUUUUAAGGAUUAAAAAAUGUACCAGUCCAAUGUACUUUACAUUUUUAUAUUUUUUAUUUUGCCUGAUCUUUGUAUUUUGGUUUUAUUCAUUUAAGUUUUUAGUAAUUUUAAAUUGAUUCUCUGGUGUCGAAUUUGGUGCUUUAAACUACUUCCCAACCUUAUUUUGUAUUUAGGUUUACAGAUGUUUGGGAAAGGGAAUAAAAUUGUUAUGUACCAUGAACCAUAAUAACAUGCAAAAUAGAAAAGAAGCAUCAGAAAUUUGUACUUAAAUGAUUAUGUAAAUUUAUAAAUUUGUCAAAUUUUUAUGGGCUUUUUUAAAAUUAUGUUUAAUUUGUACAUAAAAAAGUAAUAAAAGAAAGUACAAAAAAAUAAGUAAUAAACCUGAAGAUAAAAUAGCAUAUGUUUAAUGUAUUCAUUACUAUAUUGUUUACAAUAUUGAAUAAAAGAGAACAAAAGAAAAUGUCUAAGGGAUAAAUGUCAGUUUUAAUAAAAUGAAAAAAAAAAAAAAAAAUCUGCAUAUAUUUGAACAUUAUC
Clarias gariepinus (North African catfish) is the source of this 1857-nucleotide messenger RNA. It is a transcript of the gene casp20, whose product is annotated as caspase 20, apoptosis-related cysteine peptidase. Gene Ontology annotation, biological process: regulation of apoptotic process; proteolysis. The record is from RefSeq and is a predicted model, not a curated record. The transcript is spliced from 6 exons. Gene Ontology annotation, molecular function: cysteine-type endopeptidase activity. Lineage: Eukaryota; Metazoa; Chordata; Actinopteri; Siluriformes; Clariidae. The coding region runs from base 194 to 1276 and encodes 360 amino acids.